ACUUGACCGUCUUAUUAACGACAGUGUUUUUUGCGGAAGGAUUUGGGCUACAUGCAUAAACGAAUGCUAGGUGGUUUAGUCCUCGCUAACUGCUCUCCAUUAUCUUGAAAUAGUAUGGGAGAAUAUGAGGGAACAUGCGGUUGCAAGGGCAUUAGAACAUGUUUAAUAUGUGAACAGCAACAACAUAAAACUCUCAUUCCAAGGAACUUUACCAGCGCAGAACAGGUACAAUUACAAAACCGAGGGCAAGUUGAAGAGUCGUGGGAGUCGUACUGCUACUGUUGGAGGUGCAACACAGCAUGGGGACCUAGGCAUACAGACGAUUUCGCCAACCCGCCCAUCACUGAGCUGACGGCAUGUGACCACACGGGGAGAGCGUUAGAAUUCCCGGGAGUUACUGUCGUGCCGGAGUUUGUUUCCAAGGAGGAGGAGGCAGAACUUGUGAGGACCAUUGAUGCGUCGCCAUGGAAACCGUCCCAAUCUGGGAGAGUUAAACAGGACUAUGGCCCCAAAGUAAACUUUAAACGGAGGAAGCUCAAAACGGCGGGUUUCACUGGCCUGCCAUCGUUCAUCAAGCCCUUCGUUGAGCGGAUGAACGAACACGAGAGCCUGAGUGACUUCAUACCCGUCGAGCAGUGCAAUCUGGACUACCGACCCGAGAGGGGGUCGGCCAUUGACCCCCACCUAGAUGACAGUUGGCUGUGGGGCGAGCGACUCGUCACCAUCAACUUGAUCUCGGGGACCUAUUUAGACAUGACCCCUAUUCAGAGCCCAGGGAACGAGGAUACCCGGACUACACCGGUAUCUGUUAGGAUCCCACUUCCGCCGCGGAGCUUGCUUGUCCUGUCGGGUCCUGCUAGGCACCAGUGGAAUCAUGGGAUACGGAGGGAGGCUAUCGUGUCCCGACGCAUCGCCGUGACACUCAGGGAGCUGACCGGGGAGUUUUUGGUGGGCGGGGCCCAGGAGGAUAUUGGAAGGGAGGUGCUGUCUGUUGCCAAAAUGUUCACAGGGACUGUGGUUCCUUAAGCAGUGUUGUUAUUCGGAAGACAUCGUGAUGGGUUUGUAAAAUAUAAUUCAUGAUUUAGGUUUCUGGGGGCAUGACAUUUUUUAAAAAUUCGAAUUAAGAAAUACGUGAAUGAUUGAUAAUACAUGAACUGAAAAUCAAACUGAAAAUUCUGGACCUGAAUUUAUUUACAAAGGAAGAAAAAUACAAAUUUUUCUUAAUCCCAAGAUUUACACCUCAAAAGUUGUACAUAUUUACAGGAUUUUUUUAUACAAAGCUCUUUUACUGAAAUAAUAUAAUAGAUGUGGCAUUUGCUUAUUAACUCUAAAAUUGGCCUUGGUGAAAAUUAAAAUUGUACACAUUUGUCGAAUGGA
Messenger RNA from Patiria miniata (bat star), 1377 nucleotides. Its product is annotated as alpha-ketoglutarate-dependent dioxygenase alkB homolog 4-like. The coding region runs from base 115 to 1026 and encodes 303 amino acids. Lineage: Eukaryota; Metazoa; Echinodermata; Asteroidea; Valvatida; Asterinidae. The transcript is spliced from 3 exons. Gene Ontology annotation, molecular function: demethylase activity; oxidoreductase activity. Gene Ontology annotation, biological process: oxidative demethylation. The record is from RefSeq and is a predicted model, not a curated record.